Molecule: messenger RNA, 2314 nt
Organism: Epinephelus moara (kelp grouper)
Lineage: Eukaryota; Metazoa; Chordata; Actinopteri; Perciformes; Serranidae
Gene: upb1
Product: ureidopropionase, beta
Exons: 11
Coding region: 291-1442 (383 amino acids)
Molecular function (GO): beta-ureidopropionase activity
Source: RefSeq, a predicted model, not a curated record
UUCCCACCCCAGCCCGCAAGGUGGCUGUACCUACACUAGUUGCCAACGGUUGCCAACUGCUAGUAACGGAAGAAGAAGAGGAAAAACUUUGAGGCAACAACAACUUGGAUUUCACGGCAGCUGGGUAGACACGGUGGGUUCCUCCUCCCCAAAUCCUGAAUUUGCGUCAGAUUUGGUGAAAACACUGAGGAUUAUAUAACGAGUGAACGAGUGUAGCAGAUAAAACGCCCACCAGGCCCUGAGCUGUGCUGCCGCUGCUGUGAAGCUGCAUACCCACAGAAACCGCAGAGAUGUCCGCUUGUGAGUUUGAAUCCCUGGAGAAGUCUCUGGAGUCUCACCUGCCAGAGGCCGAGCUGUCAGAGGUGAAACGCAUCUUAUUCGGGAAGGACACAAGGAAGUUGGACCUCCCUGCGUGUGCUGUGGACGCUGCCUCCGAGCGUGACUUUGAGUUGAAGGGUUACAGGUUUGAAGCUGCACAGGAACAACUGAGGCCACCCAGAAGGAUCCGCGUGGGACUCAUUCAGCACCACAUAGUUCUUCCCACUGAUGCCCCCAUCCUGGACCAGAUCAAUGCCAUGCAUAGCCGGAUUGGUGAAAUAGUUGAAGUGGCAGCCAUGUGUGGUGUAAACAUUGUCUGCUUUCAGGAGACCUGGACCAUGCCCUUUGCUUUCUGCACCCGCGAGAAAGAACCAUGGACAGAGUUUGCAGAGUCUGCUGAGGCAGGAAACACCACGCGCUUCUGCCAAGAGCUGGCCAAAAAAUACAACAUGGUAGUUGUUUCUCCAAUUCUGGAGCGAGAGGAGCUGCACAGCACUCUGUGGAACACAGCAGUGGUGAUCUCCAACUCUGGAAAUGUGCUGGGAAAGAGCAGGAAGAACCAUAUUCCCAGGAUUGGGGACUUUAAUGAGUCUACAUAUUAUAUGGAGGGCAACACUGGCCACACAGUGUUCCAGACACAGUUUGGGAACAUAGCUGUGAAUAUCUGCUACGGGCGCCAUCACCCCCUUAACUGGUUCAUGUACAGCAUGAAUGGAGCUGAGAUUAUCUUCAACCCCUCAGCUACUGUGGGAGCUCUCAGUGAGCCCAUGUGGUCUAUAGAGGCCAGGAAUGCAGCAAUAGCGAACCACUGUUUCACUUGCGCAAUCAACCGUGUUGGGACGGAACAUUUCAAAAGUGAGUUCACAUCUGGUGAUGGAAAAAAAGCUCACCAUGACUUUGGACAUUUCUAUGGAUCCAGUUAUGUGGCUGCUCCUGAUGGCAGCCGCACCCCGGGGCUCUCCAGGACCCGUGAUGGACUGCUGGUGGUAGAAAUGGAUCUCAACCUGAACAGACAAAUCAGUGACAAAUGGAGUUUUAAGAUGACUGGGAGAUAUCCUGAGUACGCAGAGGAACUUACCAAGGCUGUCAGACAUGACUUCAAACCCAAUAUAGUGAAGGAGUAGAUAAUAUUCCACUAUAGUUGAUUAAAGUAUGUAGCAAACAAAGUGCAGUUCUUUUCUUUUGACUGUCUGUGUUAAUAUUUGUGCUCACGUCAGACUGAUGGCAUUUUUCCGUUGGUUUCAUCACUUUGUCCCAGAAAACAAAAUUCAAAGUCAAACCAGUGCUCUUUAUACAUGGAUGACUAACUUUUCCUCAUUUCGUUUGACACAAACCUGGAUUUUCCAGAAGCUGACAUAAAGAUCCAAUGUGUAGGAUUUAGUGGUAUCUAGUGGUGAGGUUGCAGAACUGAAACUUUUCCUGUGUGCUGAGUGUGCAGUAGGACUAUGGUGGCCAAUGCAAAAAUGUCAAUGGCCCCAUCUAGAGCAGUGUCUUAUUUGUCUGUUCUGGGCUACUGUAGAACAACAGUGACCUGCUGCGUAUGUAGAUAUAAUCUAAGGUGAAGAAUACACCUGGCAAUAGGUGUGAAGAGCUAGCCUGUAGGAUACACACACUAACAUGCACACACAUCUGGACCGGCUUACUACAAUGAACCCCAGAGAAGCUUGAUUACAACACACACAGGGGUAGCAUGACUUGUUUGUUUCUUCCUUGUGAAUUGUUGUUUCCUGCUAUAUUAAUGCUCUGAGUGUCACAUACUGUACAGCUCUUUAAAAUCCAAAACUGUUUGAGUAAAGGUUCAUUAACAUUUUAACAAGUUGUUUCUAGCUCAAAGACCUUGGUGACCUCACAAUACAAACAUAUGUUGGGAUACUAUGAGCGCACAAGACAAAAAUAUCAUUGUUUUCAUACCAGUUAGAACAACUUCAUUAUUACCUUUUUGAUGUCAAAAAGUUUAAUAAAUUCAAAAGUCCUUGCCAAAGAAAAAUGACUCUGU